This is a messenger RNA of Anopheles nili, 2784 nucleotides long. It is a transcript of the gene Sf3b2, whose product is annotated as splicing factor 3B subunit 2. Bases 1 to 2658 code for a protein of 885 amino acids. The transcript has a single exon. Gene Ontology annotation, biological process: mRNA splicing, via spliceosome. NCBI's taxonomy places the organism in Eukaryota, Metazoa, Arthropoda, Insecta, Diptera, Culicidae. Gene Ontology annotation, cellular component: U2 snRNP; precatalytic spliceosome; U2-type spliceosomal complex. The record is from RefSeq and is a predicted model, not a curated record.
AUGUUUGUAUCAUUUCAGCAACAAACCAAUGGCACUUUGUUGCCUCCGUCGGAGAUGCUCAUGGGCGGUAUUCCGGUUGAAAUGGUGGAUGGAGGUGCGUGGCCAGUCCAGAUGGUACCAAUGAUGGAGGAAGAACACAAUAACAUUGAACAAACGGACCUUGCCGUUAUGGACGAGCCGGAGCAGGACGAAGCGGAGGACGAAGAAGAUGAGCCACGAGAAAUGGCAUCUCCGCCAGCGUCAUUCAAAGUGGACAGUCCAGAUGAGAGUGCAAAAAAAACAUCCGAGUUAGUGCUGCCGAAAGCACUGGAGGACGUACUGGCUCUGAAAACCAUCCGUGCCCAGGAGUUGGAUGACGAGGAAUCAACGGGAGCGACUGUGGGAGCCGUUUUGUCAGGGGCGUACUUGGAAACGGACGGCGUGAACGAUUCAGACGAUGAGAACGCAAUUGAACCGAGUGCGGUUGACGGCGAAGGGGAAGACUCAUCCCUACACGGAGCAUUUUCGGAUCAAGGACAGAACCGAGUGGAAGGAAAGCAGGACAAAAACAAGCGCAAGAAAAAACGAAAGAAGGAAAAUCGAAAGGCACGCCGAGAGCAGAUGCAAAAAGCGCACGAGCAGCGCCUACAACAGCAACAGAAGCAGCCGCAAUCUGAGAAGCAGUACAAAGCGCAGAUUUCGAAACAUAAACCGGCACAUUCGAAGAAUCACGAACCGGAAGCACUGUUGGACGAGGAAAACACCUCGAAAGAGAACGUGGAGGACGAAGGCAAGGGAAUCGAGGGAACGGAAAAAGAACUCAACGGCGAGGAACUGAAUAACGGCAAUGUGGAAGAGACGGAAGGUGCAGAAAAUGGCCAACGGGCAAAUGGUCAACAGGAUGAUGACGACGAAGCGGCGGAUCGGACGGGCAGUGAUGAGAACGAACGGACAGUUAAAUCGAAACCGACAAAAUCAAUCGGCAACGAGCAGCGGAUUGGAGGCAAGGACGUUAUCGAAAAUGACAUCCUGCAGGAUGUGGAGAUCGAGUACGUGCCGGAGAAAGUGACCAUUGCCGAUCUCGGGCCAAUGUAUCGCCAAUUCUAUCGUGUGUUUGAGAUCUUCAAACUGGAUACCAAAUCCAAGGAAACGAUGAAAAGUGCCGAGGAAGCGGACAAGGAAAAGUUGAUUGCGGAGACAAAAAAGAUGGAUGAUGGCAUGGAAGAAGAUGACGACGAUUUGGGAGACCACGAUGAAAAGGAUGACAAAGAGAAGAUCUCUAAGCGGAAGCUGAAGAAAUUGAACCGGCUGAGUGUGGCAGAACUGAAGCAGCUGGUAACUCGGCCAGAUGUGGUGGAAAUGCACGACGUAACGGCGCGCGAUCCCAAGCUGCUGGUGCAGCUGAAGAGCCACCGAAACACGGUCCAAGUGCCACGGCACUGGUGCUUCAAACGCAAGUACCUCCAGGGCAAGCGCGGUAUCGAGAAACCGCCGUUCGAUCUGCCGGCGUUCAUCAAGAAGACGGGCAUCAUGGAGAUGCGUGCCUCGCUUCAGGAGAAGGACGAAGCAAAGACGCUCAAGGCGAAAAUGCGCGAACGCGCCCGGCCAAAGAUGGGUAAGAUCGACAUCGACUACCAGAAGCUGCACGAUGCGUUCUUCAAGUGGCAGACGAAGCCUCGCAUGACGAUCCACGGCGAUCUGUACUACGAGGGUAAAGAGUUCGAGACGCGUCUGAAGGAGAAAAAACCUGGCGACCUCUCGGAGGAGCUGCGCAUAGCGCUCGGAAUGCCGAUCGGUCCGGCUUGCCACAAGAUUCCACCACCGUGGCUAAUCGCGCAGCAGCGAUACGGGCCACCACCGAGCUACCCGAACCUUAAGAUACCGGGGCUGAAUGCCCCCAUCCCGGAGGGGUGCUCGUUCGGAUACCAUGCCGGUGGCUGGGGUAAGCCUCCGGUCGACGAAAGUGGCAAGCCCCUGUACGGUGAUGUGUUUGGUGUUGCGGGCAUGGAUGGAGAGGGUGGCCUGGGAGAGGAAGAGAUUGAUCGGACUGUGUGGGGCGAGCUGGAGUCGGAGUCGGAGGAAUCAUCCGAGGAGGAGGAGGACGAAGGCGAGGACUUGUUGGCUCAGCCGGACGAAAGUGGUCUUAUAACCCCGGCCGAGGGACUGGUGACGCCGUCUGGGCUGACGAGCGGUGUGCCGGCUGGCAUGGAAACACCGGACACGAUCGAGCUGCGCAAGAAGAAGAUCGAGAGCGAAAUGGAGGACAACGAGACACCUGUGCUGUAUCACGUGCUACCGGAGAAACGAAACGAACGCAUCGGCACGGCCAUGAUGGCUUCCACGCACGUGUACGAUAUUUCGGCCGCCGGUGGUGGUGCAGGAGCGGGUGGCGCAGCGGCUAGUGCCGGCGGACGAGGAGCCGGUCGCGGUGGCGGUGGUCCGGUGGAUCGUGAAGGCAUGGUUGAGCUGGCACUUGAUCCAUCCGAGCUCGAUAUGGACAACGAGGCUAUGGCCCAGCGGUACGAGCAGCAGAUGCGCGAACAGCAGAGUCACCUGCAGAAGGAGGACCUGUCGGACAUGCUGGCGGAGCACGUGGCCCGGCAAAAGUCGAAACGGAAACGGCAGCAAACCGAUACGACGAACAAGCAGUCGAAGAAGUACAAGGAGUUUAAGUUCUAGUGCAGUUGUGAACCAGAUAUCAUCAAUUACCAUCUUCCUUACCUUACCUAUUCUCUUCUGUUCCCGUGUGCACGUACCCUUGCGCGGAUCACAUCCUCUCUCACAACGCCGUGUACGUGUGGAUGU